UAUCUAUAUAUAUAUAUAUUACAUAUAUAUAUCACUUAUUCGCUAUCUUUAUCUUUUCAUCUAUUUCUCCUUGUACACGCAUACACGUUCUGUCCUUUUUCCUCUCUGUCUCUGUUUUUGACUCUCUUUCUAUCUGGGAAUCGCUUACGUCCUUCGCCCUUUUCGUCCGACAUUCGUCUUACAAAUAGCACACAUCUAGGCGGCUCUUCUACUCCCGGACGCGCUAGCCGGUACCGUAUUUCGCGACGGAAAAGUAUAUUACUCGACGCAUGCUACCCCGUAUGCGUACAUGUGUACCGUGGAGCCGGCUUCAGGCACACUUGUCUCCAAGAUAUCUACGAAAGCAAGGAUAUUUACUCUGCUAUCAUUACAAGUACAACGAUUUCUUCUAAGGAUAACUCAUCGAACUAUCAAUAUCUACAAGAAGAAGUUACUUCAAAUUCAACGAUAAGAAUCGUCGUCAUCGCACUGUCACGGGUACGCCCUUCUUUAUUCGAAGGAAUCGCGUCAUUUUUCUCGUGUGGAAAACAUCAUCGUUACCAUCAUCAUAUGCGGUACCAGAUGAGAAAGAGGGUUCUAAACAAAGGACUAAAAGAAGAAACGUGCGUAGAAUUAAUAUGAUCACGACGAUAUGGGAAGAAAUGGUGAAUUACUUCGAGGCCGAAAAUUUCGAAUGAUUUUGAAACAUUCAGGGUAUUAAACGAAUUUUUUACUUAAAAGACAGAAGAGCGACGAAAUCAAAUACAUUUUUAAAGAAAAAUAUACAAAUUAUCAUACUCAUCCCUAUAUUUUCGCGUGUUAUUCAAACACGAAAUAUUGCGAUGCCAAAGGACGUACAACGAUUGGUGUAUGACACGAGUAAUUCUUGAAGAUAAAUUUCCUUUAUAUUUAACAUCGAAUCGUAAAGGUGUAGGCUAAUUAUGGAUGACAUAAAGGUGCCCAAUUUAGGACAAGCUGCAUCGGCUGCAUGCUCAAUGGCUACAAAUUUCUUAGCCCCAGUCAAAACCGAAAGACAAAUUUAUGAAAAUUCAAUGCUCGAAGAUGAUCCUAAUGCAAAUUCAGUGGUACCCACUUCUAAUGAAGAUAGGAUAGUACCGAGAUGGGGUCCUAGUCACAAAGGUGCACAAGAAUUAGCAAAUCUUUACAGUACCGGAAAAAGAACACAAGAAUGUAUAUGCGUUGGUAUUUGUAUUGCAUUGGUAGCAAUAAAUUCGUUAUUCAUCCUAGUCAGAUUAAAAUUUGAAAAUUUAAGUGCGAUAGCAGUAGCAGCAUUAUGCGGAAUCGUUACGGCGGAUUUUGGAUCAGGAUUAGUUCAUUGGGCUGCUGAUACAUGGGGUUCUGUGGAAUUACCCAUUCUUGGAAAGAAUUUUUUAAGACCUUUUCGAGAACAUCACAUUGAUCCAACCAGUAUAACGAGGCACGAUUUUAUUGAAACGAAUGGUGACAAUUUUAUGGUUACCAUACCAUUCCUUUCUAAAUUAACAUGGGAUUUUCUUACUUUAUCAGAACCGGAAAUUGAGCAGAAAUUUCUUUGGACGUGUUAUUGGUUUUUACUUGCAAUUUUUGUAGCAAUGACUAAUCAGAUUCAUAAGUGGUCUCAUACAUACUUCGGACUUCCUUCUUGGGUAGUUUGGCUGCAGGAGCAUAGAAUAAUUUUACCGAGGAAACACCAUCGCGUGCAUCAUGUUGCGCCGCAUGAAACAUAUUUUUGCAUUACCACUGGCUGGUUAAACUGGCCAUUAGAAAAACUUCAGUUUUGGUGUAUUUUAGAAAUUAUUAUUGAAAAAUUAACUGGUUGUAAGCCUAGAGCCGAUGACCUAAAAUGGGCACAGAAAAGAUCUUGAGAUUUAAUGUGGUUUUUCUUAGCUCUGCAUUUUAGGGGGUAUUCAAGAUAUGUAAUAUAGCAUCAUAUAUUUUUGAGGGACUGAUAAAAUAACAUCGAAUUACUGACUAAUAACACAAAAAGAGAAAUUUAUGCACAGACAAUAGUAAAAGCUUGAGUGAUACACAUAAAAAUGAUAUUAAAUCUAUAUAGUUUUUUUAUACUAGUACUAUGAGGCCUUUGAAUAAAAAAAAGUCUAGAGUGACUAAGAAUAAAUAGUAUUACUUGAAAAUGCUUUUGAACUUUACACGUUUAUAAUACGUACAUGCAAUAAUAUAUAUAUAUACAUGUAUAAGACAAAUGUAAUAUUAUAACGUUAUAUAUGUCAUAUAAAAAAUUGAUAAUCGGCCUGUUGUACUGUAUUAUGAGAUUUAUUUCAUAGCACAAUGAUUUCACAAAAUGCACAAGACUCACUGGAUCUUAGCAUUAAAAAGUGUAUAAUUAAUUUUUCAUUAUGAAAUAUCUUUAAACAAACACAGGAAAGGUAAAAACAAAGUUUAAAAUAAAAGAAACUAAACUAUCUUAUAGUCUUUAUGUGUUUCGUAAGCACAUAUGUCCAGUGACUGAAGUAAAAAAGGAAAUAUAAAUAUAUAUAAUAAGCUUAAAUUAUACGUACGUGUAUAUAUAACUUUUACACACA
Polistes dominula (European paper wasp) is the source of this 2522-nucleotide messenger RNA. RefSeq names its product Plasmanylethanolamine desaturase Kua (gene Kua). The record is from RefSeq and is a predicted model, not a curated record. Lineage: Eukaryota; Metazoa; Arthropoda; Insecta; Hymenoptera; Vespidae. Gene Ontology annotation, molecular function: oxidoreductase activity.